AUGGCUGCCAAGACCAAGACCGACAUCCACCUGUACACCACCGGCACCCCCAACGGUAUCAAGGUGUCCAUCCUCCUGGAGGAACUCGGCCUGGACUACCAGGUCACCUCCAUUGACAUUUCCAAGAACACCCAAAAGGAGCCGUGGUUCCUUGAGAUCAACCCCAAUGGACGUAUUCCGGCCUUGACCGAUACGUUCGAGGAUGGCAAGCCUAUCCGUCUCUUCGAGUCCGGCAGCAUUCUGCAGUACUUGAUCGACCGCUACGACAAGGACCACAAGGUUUCUUACCCCUACGGUUCUCGCGAGUACUGGGAGGUGAACAACUGGCUGCACUGGCAGAUGGGUGGCCUGGGCCCCAUGCAGGGACAAGCCAACCACUUCAAGCGCUACGCCCCGGAGAAGAUCCAGUACGGCAUCGACCGUUAUGUCAACGAGACGCGCCGCCUGUACCGCACGAUGGACACCCAGAUCAAGACCAACACCCACGGCUACCUCGUCGGCGACCGUGUGACCAUUGCCGACAUUGCCUGCUGGGGCUGGGUCGCGGCCAGCAAGUGGGCGGGCAUCGACCUGGAAGAAUUCCCCGCGCUCAAGGCUUGGCUGUGGAAGCUUGCCGAGCGACCUGGCUUCGAACAGGGCCGUCACAUUCCCACUCGCCACACCGCUCUGGACCAUUACAGCAUGAGUGAUGAGGAGCUGGAUGCGAAAGCUAAGGCUGCAUCCGCGUGGAUCCUCAAGGGCAUGCAGGAGGAUGCGGCGAAGAAAUGA
Colletotrichum graminicola M1.001 is the source of this 768-nucleotide messenger RNA. Its product is annotated as glutathione S-transferase domain-containing protein. The coding region runs from base 1 to 768 and encodes 255 amino acids. The record is from RefSeq and is a predicted model, not a curated record. Lineage: Eukaryota; Fungi; Ascomycota; Sordariomycetes; Glomerellales; Glomerellaceae. The transcript is spliced from 5 exons.